AUGGAGGAGGAGAGGAAGGCACUGCUGAACGUGAGAAGUGGCUUCCCUGAUGUCAAUAAGCAGCUAUCUCCAUGGAAGGGCAAUGAGUGUUGCAGUUGGGAAGGUGUAGGAUGCAACAACAUCACAGGUCAUGUCAUCAAACUUGACCUCUCUGUUCCUUACAUUAUUUCCAAUACAAACCAGGUGCAUCCUUCGUUGUUUCAUUUGAAGCAUUUGAAGUAUUUAGAUGUAAGUGGGAACGGCUUUCAUGGCCAAGUAAUUCCUGGCGCGAUUGGAUCUUUAACUCAAUUGAACUACUUGGACCUUUCGCAAUGUGAUUUCGGAGGAGAAAUUCCCCACCAACUUGGCAAUCUCUCCAACCUACACUACUUAAAUCUAAAUGAGAACGAGAUUUCUGGACAAAUACCAGCAUCUUUUGUCAAUCUCAGAAAUCUGCAGGUCCUGGACCUGCGCUUUAAUAACAUCAGCGGAAAGAUACCAGAAGAUAUUGGAAACCUCAGAAACAUACAAGACUUAAUUGUUGGAGGCUUACCAGAGACUAUCGGCAAUCUAACUGCGUUGCAGAAUUUGGACUUAUCAUAUAAUCAGAUUAAUGGAAAGAUACCAGAUUCAAUUGGAAAUCUGCUUCAGAUAGAACAUCUCGGUAUCUCUGAUAACAACCUAAGCGGAGGGAUCCCUGGUACCUUAGGAAGUCUAUGCAACUUGAGUAAAAUCAGUCUCUCUGGUAACAGUACAACCGGGAGAAUUGUUGAAUUCUUUGAACAACUAUCAAGAUGCAGAACUAACAAACCUCUGUCCCUUUACUUGCGUAACAAUCAGUUUAGUGGUCUUCUUCCGAGUUAUUUUGAGAGGCUUCAAAGAUUAACUGAUCUUGACCUCGGUUCCAAUCAACUGAGUGGCUCAGUUCCAGAAUCCUUGGGGAAAUUGUCUGCUUUAAAGUGGUUCAGCCUAUCUUCAAACCACUUGGUUGGAGACAUCACAGAAGCCCACUUUGCCAAUCUCACAAAUUUAGAUACAAUAGAUAUAUCUGACAACAACUUGUCAGUCAAAGUGAGCCAAGAUUGGCUUCCUCCAUUUCAAGCAAAAGAAAUUCUAAUGGGUUCUUGCAACUUGGGACCCAGAUUUCCUCCAUGGGUGCGGAACCAAACCAUUUUAAAUGUGCUAGACAUACCAAAUAAUGGAAUAUCAGAUGUUUUUCCUGAUUGGUUUUGGAGCUUGUGGUUAUCAGAAAUGCGGCUAAAUGUUUCUCACAAUCAUAUGAGAGGGAUGUUGCCGCCCUCUUUAAAAUUCUUGGAUGAUAUAACCACUUUCGAUUUAAGUCACAACAACUUUGAAGGCUUCAUUCCACAAAUGCAAUCUUGGACUUUGGACCUUUCUCACAAUUCCUUUUCUGGACCAAUUCCUAAAAGCAUGUUUGGUGAGUUUGGCAUUUCCUAUCUGAUGUUGUCCAAUAACAAACUGAAUGGUAGCAUUCCGUCUUCCAUUUGUAUACAAAGUGAUUUACAAAUUGUGAACCUCGCCAAUAAUGAUUUAUCUGGAACGCUCCCAGAUUGUUGGGGUAAUGCAUCAGAUAUAGGGAUUAUUGACGUUUCCAACAACAAAUUAUUUGGCAGGAUCCCCAUGACAUUUGGAUUCUUAACCGGAUUGCAAUCACUGCACAUGAAUAAUAAUAGUUUAUUUGGUACAAUUCCCUCAACUUUACAACACUGCAAUCAACUUGUAGUUAUUGACUUGAGUUGGAAUAAAUUGUCUGGAACUAUUCCCAACUGGUUUGGAAGGAGACUAUCAGCAUUGCGAGUUCUUUCUCUAAGGUCAAACAAUUUCACUGGUGCAAUUCUCGCACAACUCUCUCUUAUCUCAUCCCUUCAAGUGCUAGACCUGGCUCACAAUAAUCUUUUUGGGUCUUUGCCUCCAAGUUUUGGUAUGUUUAGCUCCAUGAUGGCAAGACAGAACAAAAAUGAAUCUUCUCCAUUAUAUGAUCGAUCCAUUUAUUACUCAGAGAGUGUCAUCAUAACUACUAAGGAUUCAGAACUUCUAUUCACCACUUCGCUUUCAAUUGUCACCAGCAUUGACCUCUCAAACAAUAAUCUCUCAGGUGGCAUUCCUAGAGAGAUCACAAACCUCCAAGGCCUUUGCUUCCUCAACUUGUCUUCGAAUCAUUUCUUAGGAAACAUACCAUAUGAGAUUGGUUUCAUGGGUCAACUAGAAUCACUUGAUCUUUCAAAGAAUCAAUUGUCGGGUAGAAUUCCUUCAAGCAUCUCUAAUUUAAAUUUUUUGGGCACCCUAAACUUAUCUUACAACAAUCUUAUUGGGAAAAUACCAAUGGGCACUCAGUUACAAACUUUCACCAACUUGUCCUAUAUCGGCAAUUCUAAGCUUUGUGGGGAGCCACUCCAAACCAAGUGUCCAAGCCACAACCCAACCAUUGAUAGUAGAGGGACAAAUGAAGAAGAGGGCAUGCAUGAAGACAAUGAGCAUGGAGGAAUUUGGUAUUUCAUUGGGUUUGCUCCUGGAUUUGUGCUUGGCUUCUGGGGAUUUUUAGGUGCAGUUAUGAUCAAGAGGAGCACAAGAAUCAAAUACAUCCUAAUCAUUGAUAGGAUUUGUGGUUGGUUUAUGUAUAUGUAAUCAAAA
Messenger RNA from Zingiber officinale, 2631 nucleotides. RefSeq names its product receptor-like protein EIX2. The transcript has 2 exons. Lineage: Eukaryota; Viridiplantae; Streptophyta; Magnoliopsida; Zingiberales; Zingiberaceae. The coding region runs from base 1 to 2625 and encodes 874 amino acids. Gene Ontology annotation, molecular function: protein binding. The record is from RefSeq and is a predicted model, not a curated record.